AUGGGAAAAACGGGACAAAAAUGUUCACAUUGUCAUCAAAGAAACCACACUGUAAGAUCAUGCAAAGAAAAUAAAUGCGAAUCUUCAUUAUUAUGUGGCUUGCUUUCGAAACAUCCUGACGAGAAAAAACAAUUUGAUGAAAAAAAACGCGCUGUUGCUGCCAGAGAAACAUCUCUCAAGAAACUACAACAAGAACUAACAUCCCGCCAAAAUUCGUUUUACCGUGUGAACAAUUCCGUUAACAUGAACAUUGAAGAUAUGUUAAUUCAAGAAUAUCCCGAAGAUUAUGUGAUAGACGGUACUCGCAACUGGUUAAAACUCCAGAAAGACGUCGCUCUUGUUAAAAAGAACAUCCGAACUAGCAGUGAUAUAACGCGAAGUAAGAUUAGAAGCAUACUAAGCACCAAUGCUGGGCUCAGCUUACCACCGAGAAUGGACAGCGAAUUUGAUAAUAAACCACAAAAAACAGCAAUGCAAUGUAAACUGGAGUCGUACGGGGUGAAUUUUCCAAUUAGAUCGAUGUCCAAGACGAAAAAAUGCGAGUCGGUCGACAUGGCUUUUUCUACAUAUUUGCAACCUAACAGCGAAGAUGAAGAGAUCGAACAGCUAAGAAUGGCGACAAAGCUUUCUUUGGUUACUAAAGAGCCGAGUAUGUUAGACAUUGCGGUCGACGAUGUUAUGAAUACUGGUGAGACACAGGGUGAGGCAUAUGAUCAUGGUAUGAGUGUUGAAAAGACAAACAAAGACUCGAACGAAGAAGCGGCAAACAUUCUUUUAGGCAUGAGCCGUGUUCGUGGUAAUAUGGAAAAUAACAAUCUGGUAUGA
Molecule: messenger RNA, 825 nt
Organism: Paramuricea clavata
Lineage: Eukaryota; Metazoa; Cnidaria; Anthozoa; Malacalcyonacea; Plexauridae
Source: the annotation of a GenBank genome assembly